Botrytis cinerea B05.10 is the source of this 1112-nucleotide messenger RNA. RefSeq lists its product as hypothetical. The coding region runs from base 52 to 1017 and encodes 321 amino acids. NCBI's taxonomy places the organism in Eukaryota, Fungi, Ascomycota, Leotiomycetes, Helotiales, Sclerotiniaceae. The transcript has a single exon. The record is from RefSeq and is a predicted model, not a curated record.
GAUUGUAAUUCUUCGAAACAGUCAACCAGGGAUAAAGAAUCGAGAGAAUCCAUGUCGUUCAGCCCUGUGGAUGCUCUAGCUCUAUCUGAGUAUUCGUCACAUGAUUUUUCCUCGCCAAUCAACAAUCUCAAAUCGAUGGCCAAUCAAUCAUUCCCCUUUCUUUCUUUACCUACAGAAAUCCGUCUAAAAAUCUAUCUCCUCCUCCUUCCACCUCGCCACCAUAAAAUUACAACACAAAUCCCCCACAAUGGAUACUACUUCCCACCCAAAUGCCUACCUCUUUGCGCAGCCCAAUCAUUCUACCCCAUAUCCCCAGACACCCCCGAAAAACUCACCACCUACAAAGUCCUCUCGGCUAAUUUCCAUACCGACCAUCCCAAUCCGAGCAUCCACACGCGCAUUCUAAGUGUAUGCAAACAGACCAAAGAAGAAGCCGAAGAAGUGCUUUAUGGAAAUGGAAAUAGUAUCUGGGAUUUCGGUAUGAAUAUCGAAGCUGUACAACCGUUUUGGACGGAUAGAAGCCAGGGUGCUCGGGCAUGGGCUCGAAAUUUGAAGAUUGCGAGGGAGGUUCCAGAGUCAUUGAUGGGUGCUUGUAUUGAUAUUGAUGUGACGUGGGAACUUUUCUGUGGAUUCAUCACCCGCGAAUUGUUAGGGUUGAAAAAUAUGGAUUUAACGGUUUGGGGAAACUCCCAAGCAGAAGAAUCACGCGAUAGUUCCGAAUCGGUCGACAUGGUAGAUGUGAUGUCGGUAGAUGGGGGUGAUGUCCCAGAAGCAUCGAAAUCGUUAUUAGAAUCGAGGGGUUUGGAUACAUGGACGUUGCGCGAUUGGGAGUAUACGAAGGAAUUACUCUCGCAUGAAGGGUUGAGGAGUGCAACGGUGACGUGUUGGGGGUUUAGAGAGGGGGUUAAGAGUUCGUGGGCGAAGUGGAUGUUGGAGAGUCGGUCGUUGACGGAGGAGAUGGUUAGGGAGGGGGAGGUGGUUCAGGAUGUGGUGGUUUGGAAUGGGGGUGGGAUUUGAUGUGGUUAGGUGAGGAGUAGAGAAUUGUGAAGUUUGAGGUCUCGCUUAAGAUUGAGGUAAUUAGAUCGUCCUACAUAAUGUAAUAUCGUAUCACA